This is a messenger RNA of Brenthis ino (lesser marbled fritillary), 2196 nucleotides long. The record is from the annotation of a GenBank genome assembly. NCBI's taxonomy places the organism in Eukaryota, Metazoa, Arthropoda, Insecta, Lepidoptera, Nymphalidae.
AUGGUGGUACUCGAGGGUGGCGGUGCGCUGCUCGAGCCGGCGCUGGCUCUGGACGGUGCGGCCGCUGCGUGUCUCGAGCGUGCCUAUGCACAAGCGGAUGUUUCCUUAAAACUGUUACCAAAACGUUAUAUUAACUUGCACCAGUGGUUAUCCCCUGUGACUACUUCGGUGACGGCUGCUGCGGCGGCUGGAAAGGAUCUCAAAUUACAAAUUCAACUCUUCCGAUCACAACAAGCGGCCGCAGCCGGUGGACAGGCGGCUGCGGCGCAGCUACAGCUGCUGCAACAACAGCAGCAACAACAGUUUCAAUUGCAACAACAACUGGCCGCUCAGCAGGCUUUCACACAGGCGCCGUACGUUAUAAACGCGGGACAAGAGGGAGCGCCUUACGUGAGUGCACUGAUCGCGGGCGUGCCACCUUACUACGGCGUAGCGCCAUGGGGCGUGUACCCCGGCCUGGUCGCGCAGCCCGCGCAGCAGCAGGCGCAGCAGCCGCGCCGGCCGCUCACGCCGCAGCAGGGCGAGCAGCAAGUGAACGGUCAAGGACAGUACGUGAUCCCGUACUACGAUCCGAGCUCUCUAGUGAUGGGCGGGCGCAACGGCACGCCGCUGCGGCUGGUGUCGCCGGGCGGCGUGCUGGCUCCGCGGCAGUACCCGCCGGCGCCCGCGCCAACGCACCCCGCCGCCACGCCUGCGCCGCCCGCCUCCGCGCAGGCGCAACAGCAGCAGCAGCAACCUGGCGGGGUUUCGACUCGACGCGACUCGCUGGAGUUCGGCGGGGGCGGCGCGCUGCACGAGUACGCGCGCAAGUGGGGGCCCUCGCCGCUGUCGCCGCCGCUGGGCGCCGCGCUCGGGCCCGCGCUCGGCCCCGUCGGCCUGCGCCCCGUGUCCGCCGCGCCCGGCGCUGAGACCGCCAAGUACAGAGCCGUCAGCAGUUUAGCACAAGGCUUAACGUCAAAUGGAGGAAUGUUCGGAUCAUCAUCAUCGUUAUUGAGCAAACUCAGUGGAGUCGGAACUAUCUCAGAAUUAGUGGGCGGAGGCGUGGGCGGUGUGGGCGUGGGAGUGGGCGUGGGCGUGAGCUCUGUGGGCGCGCUGGUGGCGGGCGACAAGCCGGCGGCGGGCCGCUCCCGCCUGCUCGAGGACUUCCGCAACAACCGCUUCCCCAACCUGCAACUGCGCGACCUCGCCAACCACAUCGUAGAGUUCUCGCAGGAUCAACAUGGCUCUAGGUUUAUACAACAAAAGUUAGAAAGAGCAACAGUUCAAGAGAAACAAAUGGUAUUCAAUGAAAUAAUCGGCGCCGCCUAUAGCCUAAUGACCGAUGUGUUCGGCAAUUAUGUGAUUCAAAAGUUUUUCGAAUUCGGCACCACGGAACAGAAAACAACGCUAGCUCAAAAGAUAUUGCAGGUGCGCGGGCACGUGUUGGCGCUGGCGCUGCAGAUGUACGGCUGCCGCGUCAUACAGAAGGCGUUGGAGUCCAUCCCCGCCGAGCAGCAGCAGGAGGUGGUGCGCGAGCUCGACGGGCACGUGCUCAAGUGCGUCAAGGACCAGAACGGCAACCAUGUGGUGCAGAAGUGCAUAGAGUGCGUGGAGCCGACGGCGCUGCAGUUCAUCAUCAACGCGUUCGCGGGGCAGGUGUACGCGCUGUCCACGCACCCGUACGGCUGCCGCGUCAUCCAGCGCAUCCUGGAGCACUGCACGGCGGAGCAGACGGCGCCCGUGCUCGGCGAGCUGCACGCGCACACCGACCAGCUCAUCCAGGACCAGUACGGCAACUACGUGGUGCAGCACGUGCUGGAGCACGGCGCGCCCGAGGACCGCGCGCGCCUCGUGGCUGCCGUGCGCGGCAAGGUGCUGCAGCUGUCGCAGCACAAGUUCGCCUCCAACGUGGUGGAGAAGUGCGUCACGCACGCCACGCGCAACGAGCGCGCUCUGCUCAUCGACGAGCUGUGCGGCUUCAACGACAACGCGCUGCACGUCAUGAUGAAGGACCAGUACGCCAACUACGUGGUGCAGAAGAUGAUCGACGUGGCCGAGCCCACGCAGCGCAAGGUGCUCAUGCACAAGAUCCGGCCGCACAUCGGCUCUCUGCGCAAGUACACGUACGGCAAGCACAUCAUCGCCAAGCUGGAGAAGUUCUUCAUGAAGGCGCCGGAGCUGGGCCCCAUCGGGCCGCCGCCGCCCAACCCGGUCCUG